This is a messenger RNA of Achroia grisella, 1760 nucleotides long. It is a transcript of the gene xit, whose product is annotated as probable dolichyl pyrophosphate Glc1Man9GlcNAc2 alpha-1,3-glucosyltransferase. Gene Ontology annotation, molecular function: dolichyl pyrophosphate Glc1Man9GlcNAc2 alpha-1,3-glucosyltransferase activity. Gene Ontology annotation, biological process: protein N-linked glycosylation. Bases 150 to 1742 code for a protein of 530 amino acids. The transcript has 8 exons. The record is from RefSeq and is a predicted model, not a curated record. Lineage: Eukaryota; Metazoa; Arthropoda; Insecta; Lepidoptera; Pyralidae. Gene Ontology annotation, cellular component: endoplasmic reticulum membrane.
GAAUGUCAUUUUUGACUUCGCAACCUAGAAAAUGUUUCCUUAUUUUUAUUAUGAUUGUGGUUAUGUUUUAUAUAUUGUACCGGCUAAUGAAUUUAGGUAGUUGAUAUUAGAUCACUAUUAGACUGUAGGUUUUAUAUAUUUAAUUCAUCAUGAUAUGGCAGAUAGCUAUACUUGUUACAACUAUAAAAAUAUUCUUCGUACCAUUGUACCGUUCUACUGACUUUGAAGUUCAUAGAAAUUGGUUAGCGGUUACUCACAACUUAUCUAUAGAUCAGUGGUAUUAUGAUUCUACUUCAGAAUGGACUUUAGAUUACCCCCCAUUCUUUGCUUGGUUGGAAUAUAUGCUAUCACAUGUAGCUAAAUAUUUUGACCCAAAAAUGCUCAAUGUGACCAGUUUAAAUUAUGCUUCUGAUAUGACAAUUUGGUUUCAAAGAUUAUCAGUUAUUGUAUUAGAUUUAAUUUAUAUAUGUGGUGUCAAAAGUUGCUCUAAUCUAAUAGGAAAUGGGAAGCUUCUCGUAUUUAUAUUAUUGAUAUCCAAUCCAGGAUUGUUAAUGGUUGAUCAUAUACAUUUUCAAUACAAUGGGUUUUUGUAUGGUUUUCUGCUAUUAUCAAUAUCAAACAUUAUAACAAGCAAUUAUAUUCAAUCUGCAAUUUGGUUUGCAGUAUUAUUGAAUUUGAAACACAUAUAUAUUUAUAUGGCCCCUGUAUAUACUGUAUAUUUGUUAAGGGCAUAUUGUUUUACAAUUCCAUCUGAUGAUGGCAUUCAUACACCAUGGUAUUCAUUUUCAGUCUUAAAUUUGUUUAAACUGGCUAUUACAGUCACUACAGUCUUUAUUUUGUCAUUUGGACCAUUUAUAGAACACUUGCCACAGUUACUAUCAAGAUUGUUUCCAUUCAAAAGAGGUUUAUGUCACGCAUAUUGGGCUCCAAAUUUCUGGGCACUGUAUAAUUUUGGUGAUAAAGUUCUAGAACAUAUAUUACCAAAACUGGGAAUAACUGUGCCAAAAGUGCAAGCUUCUAUGACUGGUGGACUGGUUCAAGAAUUUGAUCAUAUUGUGUUGCCCAGUAUAAAGCCAUGGAUGACAUUCAUAUUAGCUGGAGGUUCAAUACUUCCUGCUCUAAUUAAACUAUGGUAUCUUUGUGCAGAUAGGAGGUACAGAGCACUGAGCUUUAUAAGAUGUCUUAUUGUAUGUGCUACUUGUUCUUUUAUGUUUGGGUGGCAUGUCCAUGAAAAGGCAAUACUUAUGAUCUUAAUACCAUUAAGCUUUAUGUCAGUACUGGGCGCCGUAGAUGGAAAAUUAUUCCUCAUUAUAUCUACAGUUGGGCACUACUCCCUUUUUCCUUUGUUAUAUCCAAAGAACUUAUUGGCCAUCAAAAUAUUUAUGUUAUUGACACAUACUGCGAUUGCCUUUGGUAACAUUCCAUUGUUGUAUGAGAUACCUCAAAAGCCGAAAAGUAGGAAGCGUCGCGCAUUUAUGCGACUGCCUUUGCUUAAUCAUUUAGAGUCAUUAUACAUAUAUGGUCUGUUGAUAUUAUGUUUUUAUGAAAAUAUUCUUCAUACAACUUGGGGGUUGGAUAAAACCUUACCAUUCUUGCCCCUAAUGCUGACAUCUGUCUAUUGUAGUAUAGGAGUAUUGUAUUUCUUUAUUUCGUAUUACUACUACUUCUUGACAUUCAACCUUAGUAGACUUCCUAUGGUAGGUUCAGUAAAUUUAAGUGGAUAUGCAAAAAAAGUAAAUUAAAUGACUACAAUUUUAAAC